CAUAUAUCAGCCUACCAAAUCGCAAAACCCACAGUUUGAUAAUGCAAUUGAAGAACUGAGGAAGAGCGCGAAUAAUCCCUGUAUCUAAAUCACCAGGAGGAACUCGUGAUUUGCACAAAGGGGGAGCAUCAACUGCUAUAUGCAGUCAACCCAGAGCCAUCCAAGUCUGUUGCAGAAGACAUGAACAGAAAUAAAAGCUGGAAGGACAGGAGCCCAGACCAAGUGAAAGCAGGGACAGCAACAGUGAUUGGGGCAGCAGAAGCAGGAUACCAUGGGCAGCGUAAGCAUUUUGAGAGGCCGCGCUGGCAUGCAGAUGCAACAGGCCAAGCUAAAAGAAUAGGCCAUGAGAGGAAGGACAAGGUUGAGCCAAAGAACAAAUUAACUGGAGGGGCAGAAAAACAACGAGGAAAAGUUAGUGCUGCACAAUAUUUCCUGACUGAGAAUGACAUGUGUUCAAUGGAUCAGGCUUCAGCAGCGAGAGCUGGAGGCCAUGGUCCAGGGAAGGAUCCAAAUCCCAAGACAUAUUCAGGUGUGAGAAAUCAAGGCUCAACUUUCUACUUGAACACAGUACUGCAGAUACUCUUCAUGACAGAUGAAUGUAGACAGGCUGUCAUGAGGCUAAAUGAAGCCGAUGGGAAAACUGUUUCAAAGCAACUGAAAAAGCUGUUUGAGAACCUUGAGAGAAAUCAAGUCCCUGACACCAGUGGUAUAAUACAUAGUCUUGGGAUCACUGAUGUGUAUCGGCAAGAAGAUGCAUCAGAAUGCUUUCAGAAAAUAUUAAGUGAAGUCAAUCCUGAUAUAUCAAAGAUCUAUGAAGGAACGAUUGAAGAGACAGUAACUUGCAAGAAGGGACACCAGCUUAAGAACAGCUCUAGCCCAUUUACCCUCAUUCCACUGUCAUUUAACAACCCCUCUUCUGGAAUCAUCAGUGUGGAGGAUGCCUGGACAGACCAUUUCAAAACCACAAAUACAACACUUUACUGCAACGACUGUAAUCGUGACACAUCGGCUAAAUUUGAAUCUAAAAUAAGUGAGUGUCCACAAAUACUAGUCCUGCAUCUGGAUCGGCUUAAUUUUCACUCUGGCCGAAAGAACACCUGCCAAGUGAAGAUUGAACCCACAUGUUCCGUGGAGGGGUGGACUUAUGAACUGUAUGCGAUCGCCAACCACCAUGGCUCUCCCUGGGGCAGCCGUUACAAUGCAUUCAUUAAACCAUAUGGAGACAAAUGCUGGUGGCUUUUUGAUGACUCGCAUGUCAGAAAGAUGGAGGAAUGGAAGGGAGAGCACCUGAAUCGUUCAGAUGCAGCGGAUAUGCUCUUUUACAAAAAAAUCACUUUGGAAGAGGAAAACCGUGGUCAGAAACACCACACUGAGGAGGGAUGGCUAACGUCUUCAUGGCGCUGGGUAAUAUGGAAACAAAAACUUGCAUUUUCACUUGUUCAAGAGGGUGAAGUAAUAAGCCACUUCACUCUCUAG
Messenger RNA from Anguilla anguilla (European eel), 1476 nucleotides. RefSeq names its product ubiquitin carboxyl-terminal hydrolase 40-like. Gene Ontology annotation, cellular component: cytosol; nucleus. The record is from RefSeq and is a predicted model, not a curated record. The transcript has 12 exons. Gene Ontology annotation, biological process: protein deubiquitination. The coding region runs from base 181 to 1476 and encodes 431 amino acids. Gene Ontology annotation, molecular function: cysteine-type endopeptidase activity; cysteine-type deubiquitinase activity. NCBI's taxonomy places the organism in Eukaryota, Metazoa, Chordata, Actinopteri, Anguilliformes, Anguillidae.